Messenger RNA from Tupaia belangeri chinensis (Chinese tree shrew), 2803 nucleotides. RefSeq names its product cyclin dependent kinase inhibitor 2B (gene CDKN2B). Gene Ontology annotation, cellular component: cytoplasm; nucleus. The record is from RefSeq and is a predicted model, not a curated record. Lineage: Eukaryota; Metazoa; Chordata; Mammalia; Scandentia; Tupaiidae. Gene Ontology annotation, molecular function: cyclin-dependent protein serine/threonine kinase inhibitor activity; protein kinase binding. Gene Ontology annotation, biological process: regulation of G1/S transition of mitotic cell cycle; negative regulation of cell population proliferation; regulation of cyclin-dependent protein serine/threonine kinase activity. The coding region runs from base 438 to 854 and encodes 138 amino acids. The transcript has 2 exons.
GGCUGGACUGACCCGCAAGGGGCGGACCUUUAGGGGGUGGGGAAAGCGGGCUUCGCAGCCCAGCUGGAAACAGGGUUCAUUCCCAGCUGGCUCCCGACUGAGCCAGAAGGAGGCCGGGCGGCGUGGACGCUGCGCCGUGCCCGCACCUUGCGGCCAGAGCCUGUCUGCGCUCAGCUGCAGCCGCGCUGGGGGCUUUUUCCCAAGAGGGAGCCGGACGCGUCCUCUGCUGCUCAGGAGCCGGGACAAGCCUAGAGCCAGCCUUCCGGCCACAGCACUGGUCCCCGAGCCGCACAAGUACGGCGAGAGUGCCCUGGAACUGAGCUGAGCUCUUCUGGGAAGGGGAAAGUGCACCGGGACGCGGUUGGGCAAGAGGGAGUGUCGCCAAGCUCGCCGCCAGUGGUGCAUUGUCCGGGCCGCCCAGUGUCUGGGGCUGCGGAAUGCGUGAGGAGGACAAGAGCAUGCUGGGCGGUGGCGGCAGCGAUGCGGGCCUGGCUAGCGCCGCGGCGCGAGGGCAAGUGGAGAAGGUGCGGCAGCUCCUGGAAGUCGGCGCAGAUCCCAACGGAGUCAACCGCUUCGGGAGGCGCCCGAUCCAGGUCAUGAUGAUGGGCAGCACCCGCGUGGCCGAGCUGCUGCUGCUCCACGGCGCCGAGCCCAACUGCGCCGACCCCGCCACCCUCACCCAACCCGUGCACGACGCCGCCCGGGAGGGCUUCUUGGACACGCGGGUGGCGCUGCACCGGGCCGGGGCGCGGCUGGAUGUGCGCGAUGCGUGGGGCCGCCUGCCCGUGGAUCUGGCUGAGGAGCGGGGCCACCGCGACGUCGCCCGGUACCUGCACGCAGCCACAGGGGACUGACGGUAGGUUCAUCAACCUGCCAGGACGACUCUUUUUUUCUCCCCUGUUCCCUACCCCCAACUAGUUCAAUGAAGACUGCUUACCUGGAGCAGCUAAGAGCCUUUGCAAGUCUUGUGUGAUUCCACCGUCAGAGGAGGGGGAACCCAAGGAGAAUAAAUACAAACUCUUAGAAACUCUGGAUCAGCCUCACUCACCUUGAAGCCAGAAGCAGAGGUGGGGCAGAUGGGUUUCCAGCCAGUGUGCCAAGUUCCAGGUGUAGUUUACUUUUCACAGUUUUCUGAUGGAAAGUGCUUGUGAAGCCUUUGAACGGUGGUCCAGGGUGCUUAAGAAUCAUCACGUGGUGACGCUGGGGCCCGGAGUGGCAGACCGCAGUGGUAGGCUUUGGGGUGGGCGCAGUCAGUGCGCUCCCUGCGCUGACCACGGAGGAGCCCUCUGUAAACCCUGGCUGUGAGCGCUAGGCCCUGAGAUUAGCGGGGGAAACCUGAAGACUGUGGAGUAGACGAGGACGACGACAAGAGGACGACAACGAGGGUCUCGAGGCGGGCUUCCGCUGAUGUCCGACGCUUUUACGCCCUGUCCCGGUACACGGCAAGUCAUGUGCCAAAUGGUACUCCCUGGAAGCCUAGGGCACUGGAACCCAGCUCCCCCAGAUAGCGGAGUGGGAGGUGAGAACGUGGGAAUCAUGGCAAAACUGCCUGCGCCCAUAUCCAAAAAUCCCUGGAGAUCUCGAUGAUACAGAGAAGCUCUCGGAAAGUUGCUGGCUCUUGCUUUAAUUCCACAGAGACGAACCGCAGCAGCGUAGGCAGCUGGAAUGAGACAGUGCACAAAAUGAAGUGGCGCAUUGUAAUCAGAGCAACUGUUGCAGUUACCGAUUUGCUUCACCUACAUUCGCUAGGAUACAGAAACCCCCUCCCCAGGUUAUUGCCACUUGAAAAUGUUUUGUGAUACUUUGUACUUUUGAGUUCUUCAGUGAAGUCUUAUUUAAUGGGGAGAGUUUAAGUAACAAUAUUACUUUGUGACCUUCCCAGAAAGAGGAAAGGAAAAACUAGUCUUAAAUGAAGCUGCGCUCUGGCCAACUCAGUGUCACUUUCUAGAUGGCUUUAAGCCUUUACCUAUUUAUUUCUUCGUGAAUUUUUUCUGCUUGUCUUCUUUCUAAAGUGUCUCAGGGGAUCACACCGUAAAAUACUACAGAUAUCUUUUAGAAGAUACAUACACUUAUUCACUUAAUUGUCUUCAGACAUUUCUGAAAAGUCCACCAAGGAUAAAACUGCUAAAAAUAUAUGAUAGCUUGUAGGUUCUUAAUAUGUACUCAACGAACUAACAGUGCACUGCUUUGGGAUUUAAUUUCCAGUGGCCGAUUCAUUGUAGCAUUGAAACAAUUGCUGUUUCACUGCUUUAAUAAAGAAUAAACAGUAGAGACUGAAUGCCAAGAUGUAGGUAAUUUGUUUUAAAAAUGUAUGUUCAUAGACAGAUUUACCACUAAGUGCUGAGAAGAGUUAGAAGUUCAAAGUGGUUCACUUCUCUCACCCUUUGUAAUAAUUGUCAGUAAACAGUACCAACAGUUCAUAAAACAGUUUAUAUAAACCACUGAAAGUAAAACAUAGAUUUAUGUAUCUGUUAUGCUUCUACGUGUCCAAUGACUAGAUCUCUAUAUGUGCAUUUAAAAGAGAAGAGGGAACAGAACACAAGUGGAGAGUACAGGCUUAGAAGAAGUGACGACUUUGAGCUCAGUGCAAAGUCUUUACUUCUUUUCUUUACUUCUCUGUGAAUUCCUUACUCCCCAAACUAAUAUUAUUAGUGGGAAAGGUUACUUGAGAAUCAGAGCAUCCUAUUGGAGAAAGAUAUGUGUUUAUUGACACAUUUGUACAGGCAUGUUUUAAAAUUCUUAGUGCCCUGAUUUGAUUAUUAUCCAUUGUGUGUAUGUUUUGAAAAAAAAAAAACUAUACUCC